AUGAGUAAUGCCUUAAGCAGGAGCUCUACCCCCAAUAAUUACAAGAGUAUGCAUGAUGGAAUGAGAAGCUCUUCAUGCAAUGAAACUGGGCAUAGUGUUGACCAAGUUUCAUAUCUCGUGAAAGAACAGGGACAUCAAUUUUCAGAUGAGAAUUCUGAACAUAAUAAGUGUAGGGAUAUAUUUUAUCAAAGCUCAAAUCUUACUAUUGAUACUUAUAAGAGUAUUGAUGUUGGAGAGAAGACUUAUAAUUGUUAUGAUUAUGGUAAAGUUUUUAACCAGUCUUCAAAACUUAUUCAGCAGCAGAAUAUUCAGAGUAAGCAGAAACACUGCAAGUGUAAUACAUGUGGAAAAGUCUUUAGUAACUCACCAAAUCUAAGUAGACAUAGGAAAAUUCAUACAGGAAGGAAAGAUUUCAAAUGUUCAACAUGUGGCCAAACCUUUAAUCAGAGUUCAUAUUUAACUGAACAUCUGCGAAUCCAUACUGGGCAGAAACCAUACGAAUGUACAGAAUGUGGCAAAGGCUUUAACUGCUGUUCAUGUGUUACUCAACAUCAGCAAAUUCAUACCAGGGAGAGAGCUUAUAAAUGUACAGCAUGUGGGAAGGCUUUUAAGAAGAGUUCAACUUUAACUCAACAUCAGCGAAUCCAUACUGGGGAGAGACCUUAUAAAUGUACAGCAUGUGGCAAGGCGUUUAACCAGAUUUCAAGUUUAACUCUACAUCAGCGAACCCAUACUGGGGAGAGACCUUAUAAAUGUACAGCAUGUGGCAAGGCUUUUAAGCAAAGUUCAGCUUUAACUCCACAUCUGCGAAUCCAUACUGGUGAGAGACCAUAUAAAUGUACAGCAUGUGGCAAAGCCUUUAUCAAUUAUUCACUUCUUACUCAACAUCAAUGAAUCCAUACUGGGGAGACACCUUAUAAAUGUGCAGAAUGUGGCAAAGCCUUUAUCAAUUAUUCACUUCUUACUCGCCAUCAACAAAUUCAUACUGGGGAGACACCUUAUAAAUGUACAGCAUGUGGCAAGGCUUUUAACCAGAGUUCAACUUUAACUCAACAUCAACGAAUCCAUACUGGGGAGAGACCUCAUAAAUGUACAGCAUGUGGCAAAGCCUUUAUCCGUUAUUCUUUUCUCACUCGACAUCAACGAAUCCAUAGUGGGGAGAGACCUUAUAAAUGUACAGCAUGUGGCAAGGCUUUUAAGCAGAGUUCAAAUUUAACUCAACAUCAGCGAAUCCAUACCGGGGAAAGACCUUAUAAAUGUACAGAAUGUGGCAAAGCCUUUAACCAUUAUUCAUUUCUUAUUCAACAUCAACGAAUCCAUACUGGGGAGAGACCUUAUAAAUGUACGGACUGUGGCAAAGCCUUUUCCCAGAGUUCAGGUCUUUCUCGACAUCAGAGAGUUCAUGCUGCAGAGAAAUGUUAGAAAUGUAAGGAAUGUGGCAAAGGAUUUCCUCACAGCCAUCACCUCACUCACAAUCAGAGAAUUCAUACUGCAGAGAAACCCUAGAAAUGAAUCAGUGAUAAAAAAAAAAUUUGGUCCUAAAUAUACAAUUUUGAAAAAAACCAGAGUUUUCUUUGGAAAGGUACAUGAAUGAAAUAGAAAAAUGUAGAAAACUGCUUAAUCAAACGUAACUCAGUACCAGAGAAUUCAUACUAGAAAGCAUUUCAUUAGUACCACUUUUGUUGAAUUACUCAAAGCAGAAACACUGUAGCAAGUAUUCCAUAAGUAAAACACAUACAAAAUUGAUAUGUUAGUAUGGAUCACAAGAUGAAGGGGUGGAUAUUUGCAGAGGUAUAAUUAUUAUUAAUGUAUCCUUGUUUAUGUUAAUGUUAUUUGAGAUUAUUAAGGAACGAAAAGGAAUGUAUUUCAACUCUCAAAUUACUACAUGCUGUGAUUUGUUUCUACUGUAUAUAUGAACUUAUGUUUUUGAUGGUUGUUGCGCAAUGGUAAGAGAAGCCCUUCUAUAUGAAGUGGGAAUCAUUUACAUUUAUUCUCCAAUUUAUAAGAUUAAGAACACAGUCAUGUUAUAUACACACUAAACCUCUGAAUGGAGGUAUUUGUCACUGAUGUCAAACACCUCUGUGGUCACCAUGAUGUAAGUGAUCAGGGAAUAAUUCAAAGUAAGACAGAAGUUUGCUCUAAGUUUUCAAUAAUUAUGUCAGUUGCUUUUUAAGCAUAAAACAAGGAUAGUUCAUGAAAAUCUAAGGUAUUUUUAUAACAGCAACAUAGAGAAAUCAUGCAUAUUAUCUGGCAGGGUUGAAGUAAAGACACCUCUUCUAUCUGAUGUAAGUGUAGAAAACUCUGGAAAAGUCAUAUUAAUAUAAUUAAUGUCCAUCCAUGUUUACUAAAUUAGCCUCCAUUUUGUAAACCAUAUCAAUCACAUUCUCAGAUCAUUUCAUCAA
Cervus elaphus (red deer) is the source of this 2402-nucleotide messenger RNA. Its product is annotated as zinc finger protein 501-like. NCBI's taxonomy places the organism in Eukaryota, Metazoa, Chordata, Mammalia, Artiodactyla, Cervidae. Gene Ontology annotation, molecular function: RNA polymerase II cis-regulatory region sequence-specific DNA binding; DNA-binding transcription factor activity, RNA polymerase II-specific. The record is from RefSeq and is a predicted model, not a curated record. The transcript has 2 exons. Gene Ontology annotation, biological process: regulation of transcription by RNA polymerase II.